Messenger RNA from Mauremys reevesii (Reeves's turtle), 2502 nucleotides. Its product is annotated as OX-2 membrane glycoprotein-like. Lineage: Eukaryota; Metazoa; Chordata; Testudines; Geoemydidae. The coding region runs from base 1335 to 2276 and encodes 313 amino acids. Gene Ontology annotation, molecular function: cell-cell adhesion mediator activity. The record is from RefSeq and is a predicted model, not a curated record. The transcript is spliced from 5 exons.
AAAUAGGUGCCCGUAGUUGACACAAAAUGCAAAGAAGCAGUACCAUACAAUUUUGUAGUAAACAAAUAUAAUGUACACAGAAAAUGUUAUAAACAGUAUUUGGAAUAUUCCACCAGUGUUCAGUAUUCACCAGUUCUCUUAGACAGUGUUGCCAACUCUCAUGAUGAUUUUGAGUGACUGGAUUUUGGCGGGGGCUAGAGCCCAUCUGACAAUGGCAUGAGACACUCCAGACCCCAGGAGAAUUUGAGUCAUGCUGGGGAGGAAACCCCCUCUGAAUGGCUGCCUGCCCUACUUUCCAGCUUUCUGGGCCAAAGCAACCAAUCAGCAGCUACAGGCAGAGCUCUCUUUCUCUCCUCAGCAACCUGACACCAUUCUCAUGGGGCGAGGGGGAGCAGAACAGCUCCUCUGCCUCCCCCCAUCCCCCAUGAGCAACAGGGAUGGGAUGGCGCUUCCGCUCCUCCCACCUUGUAACACCCAGCCUUUAAAGGGGAGUGAGGGACCCUGCUGCAUCACCCAGGCCUGGUAGGCUGCGGGUAGAGGGGUGAAGAGCCUAGGAGGAGCAGAGGUGAGGCUGGGGGACAAACCCGAACCAGUGACUGCAGAGACAGGAUUGUUUGCUGGGCAGAAAAUGGACAGAUGUGGGGGUGAGAGCUUCUGCAGCGGGGGCCAAAAUCACCUUAACCCAAUAAGUACUUCCUGCAACACCCCUGCUAUUCCCAUUCACCUCAAUCCUGAUUUCCAACAAACCCUCUCUUUUGUCUUUUUAACUCUCGCUGUGCUCUGUCCAUACAUCUCCUUCAAGAUUGACACUACACUCGGCUAUUCCAGCCCAUGUUUCUCCCCUGUAGACACUCAUGUAGAAUUAUGGAGUGUUGGGACCGUGUUGGAGACCUUCAGAAUAAUAUUCCUUCUUAUCAACUGGCAGAUUGAAAAUUAUCCCCCAACAUGCAUCUGCUCAUGUGACAUCUAACCUUUCCCUUUCCCAAUAUCCCAUCUUUUGGUUCUCCUUUAUUUGUAGCCAGAUGAACACAGAUACACAACUGCAUUUACCUUUAAAUUUCCAUGAGUGCACAUGAAAGAUCAUCCCUAUUAGCUGCCAAUACUUGUUUUUCUGAAUGACACAGCAGCAGUAGUCAUCAAUAUAUCCAGUUUCAGUGGGAAUUUCUCAUAGCUCUCUGCAGAAGGCAAUGUAUUGGUAUCACAGAGGGGCAGAGCCUAAUUAUAUAACUUACAGUAGAUGACGGUCUGGUACGUCCCUAAAGGGAGUAUAAAAAAGGAAGUUCAGAACUGAAUGCCUUCUGUUGUCUGCUCAUCUGGUUGAUCUCACAGCUGAGAUGAUAUUCACAUGCAUUUUCUUCUCUUGGAUCUGGGCAAUGGCAGCAGGCUCACUGCAGGUACUUCAUAGGAAGGUCCAAUCGUCCAAGACCGGAGAAAAGGUUACUUUACAAUGCCAGCUUGUCAUGGACCAUGAAGUGCUGCAAGUCACCUGGCAGAAGGAAAGUGGAGAAGGCAAAGGCAACAUAGCAACCUACAGCAGGAUUAACGGCCACAGAAUCCUGGGUAACUAUAGCAGCCGUGUGAACUUCACCCAGAGCGAGCUGACGGUCUCUGCCAUUACUGUUCAUGCAGUCACCCUGCAGGACGAAGGCUGUUACAAAUGUAUCUUCAACACAUUUCCCAUGGGAUCCAUCACAGGCAGGACAUGCCUCAAGGUUUACGCAAUAUCCGAGCCCAGCCUGGAGGCCAAGCUUGUGUCCAGUCCAGAAAAUGGUGAGGAGAAGGUGCUGGAAAUAAGCUGCUCAGUAACAGGGAAACCAGCUCCAGUGAUCAGCUGGAACCUGUCCCAUCACCUUCAGAAGGAGCCAGGACAGUAUCUCAUCAAUCACUCAGACCAGACUGUGACUGUUAUCAGCAAUUUCACACAUGUCCCCUCCAGGAUUCACUGGGAGAACCCAGCUGGCUGUGUGAUCCAGCAUCCGCUCCUAAACGUGACGCUGACUCUGUCCAAGGAUGGGCAGGUCCAAGGCCAAUCAGCAACAGUGGACACUGUAACAAUCUACGUCUUGUUUGCUUUGAUUCCCUUGGGGCUCUUGUGCAUCUGCUUCUGCAUCUUGUUCAUCUGCUGGAAGCGACACCACCAAAUGGAUAGAAACAAAGCUGACCUAUGUUGGGUUCUUCCCAUAUGCACCAAGGACAUGAGGCAUGGACAGGGCACAAAAAAUGAUAAACAAGGCCCUGACAAGCUUCCUCCCUUAAAAGCCCUCUUGGACAGAUGAACGCCUGGUAUUGGAAGAACUUUGCCUAACAAUGGUGAAAUGAAAACAGUGCUGGAUUUGGAUGCGUGAAACUGAUGUCUAGCUGUACUUGUAACAUCUCAGACUGAAUCACAUUACGUGCAACUUGCCAUGUUUUAUACAAAAAAAAAAAAACCCCACAAAAUAUUUUGUAAUAUCUAUUUAUGUUUGAAUAAAUGAGCCAAUAAGGGUAGUUGUAUAUAGAAUG